AUGAAAAGACAUCAUGAUAUCGAAUCUGCUAAAAGGCAGAGAGAUAACCUCGAAGUCCGCCGUCAGCAGCAGGAACUUGCAAGCUGCAGAAAGCUCUUGCAGCGGGAAUCUGCAGAGAGAGCUGAGGCAGAAGCGACGUGGGCCCGCACCAUCGAGGAACAGGUUCAACAAAGAGUGUCGGUCUUGGAAAAGGACUUUGCUCUCCGCAUAGCCAAGAUCCGCAAGAAGGUUGCAGAGAGAGCAGAGUAUAAUCACCUUCUCGAUGAGUUGCUUGCCGCUGGAAUAUGUUUCAUGCCAACAAGUCCAAAAAGGGCACCUGUGUGA
This is a messenger RNA of Eimeria mitis, 324 nucleotides long. RefSeq lists its product as uncharacterized. The transcript has 4 exons. The coding region runs from base 1 to 324 and encodes 107 amino acids. The record is from RefSeq and is a predicted model, not a curated record. Lineage: Eukaryota; Apicomplexa; Conoidasida; Eucoccidiorida; Eimeriidae.